This is a messenger RNA of Coccinella septempunctata (seven-spotted ladybird), 1449 nucleotides long. RefSeq names its product DNA/RNA-binding protein KIN17 (gene kin17). The transcript has a single exon. NCBI's taxonomy places the organism in Eukaryota, Metazoa, Arthropoda, Insecta, Coleoptera, Coccinellidae. Bases 213 to 1370 code for a protein of 385 amino acids. The record is from RefSeq and is a predicted model, not a curated record. Gene Ontology annotation, molecular function: double-stranded DNA binding. Gene Ontology annotation, cellular component: nucleus. Gene Ontology annotation, biological process: DNA damage response; DNA replication.
CAUUUGUGGACUUGUGGUUCAAAGAAGAAAGUUUUUGUUUGCAAUAAGUUGUUUUCGUAUUUUUAAUAAAUUUAAUAUAUAUAUAUGGUAUUCUGAUACUGCAUAAUACUUAUCUGCAUUCAAGGUAGUAUACUGGGAUAAAAAUCAGUUCAGAAAUCAACCGAAGAUCGGAAAGUAGGAUUUGUAUUGGAUAAACAAAAAGUACAUACAAGAUGCCCCGAGCCGAAGUAGGAACACCCAAAUAUUUGGCCAACAAAAUGAAGGCCAAAGGCUUGCAGAAACUCAGAUGGUACUGCCAAAUGUGUCAGAAACAGUGCAGAGAUGAGAACGGUUUCAAGUGCCACACAAUGUCCGAAUCCCACCAGAGGCAACUGCUUCUCUUUGCCGAUAAUUCAAAAAAAUUCAUGGAUGAAUUUUCGUACGAUUUUCAAAAGGAAUACCUGCAGAUUUUGAAGAGACAGUUCGGAACAAAGCGAGUGAAUGCCAAUCGAGUAUAUCAAGAAUACAUUUCUGAUAAAAAUCACAUACAUAUGAAUGCCACUCGAUGGGUAACCCUUACGGGGUUUGUCAAAUAUUUGGGAAAAACUGGUAAAUGCAUUGUUGAUGAAACAGAGCAAGGUUGGUUCAUCACUUACAUCGAUAGAGAUCCAGAGACGAUAUUGAAAGAGGAGAAAAAGCUCAAGAAGCAGAAAAUGGAAAAGGAUGAUGAAGAGAGGAAUUAUAAGUUUAUUGAAAAGCAAGCUAGGCUGGCACAAGAAAAAGAAGCUCUCAUGGGACCUAAAGAAGAAAAAAAAUCGGAGUUACUGCGUGAAAAUGAAGAAGAAACUUUGAAGUUAGAUUUGAAAUUACCCAAAAAAGAAGCUGAAAAGAUUUCCAAUCCUUUGAGUUCGUUGAAGAGGAAAGCUGAAACUAAACCUUCUAGCAGUAAAAAAACAAAAGAAGAUUGGAAAAAAUCUGCUCUAGAUGAAAUAAGAGAAAUGGAAGAGAAAAGGAGGGAAGAAAAAAAUAGGAAAGACUACUGGAUAACUGAAGGAAUAAUAGUGAAAAUUGUUACAGAUUCAUUAGGACCUGACUUCUACGAGAAAAAGGGAGUUAUAAGAGAAGUCGUGAAUAAAUACCAUGCUAUAGUGAAGGUGCUAGACAACGGAAAGAAAAUAAAGAUUGAUCAAGAAUACCUACAAACCGUUAUUCCUGCCAUAGGUAAAACUGUUGAAAUUGUGAACGGUGCAUACAGAGGUGAAAGGGCUACUCUUCUGUCAUUAAAUGUUGAUAAAUUUUCCGCAAGUUUAGAAAUCGAGAGAGGACCACUCAAGGGAAGAAAGCUGGAAAUACCUUAUGAAGAUUUUUGUAAGAUAGAUGAUAGCAGUUAAUAAUGGGAACUGCAUAUUUUUGUAAAAAGCUAUUUGAAUAUAAUUUAUGUUAAUCAAUGUAAAUAUAGAAUUUAUCCUA